CUUCCAUGUUAAUAUGGUCUUGCUAGUGGCUUUCAAAGUCCUUAUUGAUGCCACUCAUCUUCAGGGAACCUCAGAUUUCCUCUCCCAGAGCUGACACCCUGGCAUUCUCUGAGGCUAUUACUGGUUAUUAGGAGCAGGUGAUAAGAAGGCAGAGGAAAACCCAAAGUGCUUGAUGUGCUGCUGGGCCUAUGGAGGUAUGUUUAUAGGAUACUUAAGUCACUGAUUUCAGAAAGAAAGAAGUCAAUCAUCAACAUGACAUGUUAAAAGAUCUCACAAAAGCUUUCCUUAGAUAAAUGAAAAUAGAUGGAACUACUCUGCCCCAAACAGACUUAGCUUGAGUAGUAAGUGGGGGUUUAGAGUUGAAGUGUGAAGUGGCUGUACACAAUACAUACACACACACACACACACUUUCUAAAGAGGUGCUGGAGUGCACAUUGCAUCAGAAGCUGUACUGGGCUGGGCCUUGUUUCCAUUCCUGCAACUUAGUCAUUACAACCACAGUUAAGCCACUAACUGGGUUUUCUUCCUUUUACCUCACAGGUUGUCUGGAAAUUAGAUGUUAUAGGUGCCUUAAACAGUAUAUAGUUUUAGCAGUUAGGUUUUUAAGUGUGGAUAUUAUUAAAGAUGUCAAACCAAAGAAUUCCAAAAUUACUUGAGAAAUUAUAGUCCUGUUUAGAAAUGAUUAAAUUUAUUUUUGAUCAUUCAAAAGCAAUUUAUAGCUUAACUAAUACUUUAUAUAUUGAAAAGCAGUGAUGAAUUUUUCAUCCACAAAUACUUACUAGACUGCACUAUGACCCAGGACCAUGCCCAACUCAGGAGCCCUGGUGUUGUUAGGUGGGCAGAAGGCCUUCCCCGUGGCAGGGCUACAUUGCAAUGUUGCUGAGCCUCAGAAAGGCAGGAGAGGCUCUGAGUUACUUUAAAGUCAGACUCAAAACAGUGUUGAACAAAUGUAUGCUGUGUACGGAAACAAGGAUGACAUUUAAGAUUUAAGCCUUACCAAAUGGCAGGGAGUGUCAGCUUUUACAUACACAGAGUACAUUUGGGGAAGGUAAAAGGGACAGUUUUGCAAAUCGUUGAAUCCGGUCCUGUCAAGUCAGCAGAUGGAAGCACAGCUUGGGAGUUCACGGAGAAGGCCCUACACUAAGGGAAUAUAAUAUUUAUCUUGAACAGUUUCAGUGGACUUCAAAGACUCUUUAAUAUCCACAUCAGAAGCUGAUAGCGCUCUGUAUUACAUUUCUAAAUAUGCUCCUCUUUAAGCUUCGCUCCGCAGGCUGUCAGGACCACGAGGAGGUCCGUCCAUCUACCUCUCUUCUGCUAGCUAAAGGGUGCAUCAGGCAGCCCCGGGAAGGAGUCCACACCAGGCCCUGAAGGGAGUGCCCAGGCUGCUUCUGAAGCAGCAGUAAUAACAGUGCUGUUAACAUAGUAAAGUACACCCCGGCAAACAUCUACAGAAUGGUUCACAUACUUCUACAUGAUCAAGUCUUUAUUAAAGGGCAGUACAGCUUAGAAGAAUCCAGACGCUACUCCUCCAAGGGAGAAAAACAGUAACUUGCUAAAUGUCAAAGUGGGAAAAGAAAAGCAGAUCCAAGAGAACACUGGGAAAACUCGAACAUCUGAAACAUGGCUUUCUCUUAAUGCAACCACUAACAUCUAACAUGUCUUAGCGUCUGUGUGUUCCUUGUGCUUUCUCAUUGGCUUUUUUUUUGGUUCGAUUAUUUUUUAUUUUUUUCUUAUUUUUAUUAUCACUUCUAUUUUUUUGUAGAUGGCUGUUUGUAUUCUAAUGAGAGAAAAGGGUGUGGAUUUAGGUGGGUGGGGAAGUAGGAAUCAUCUGGGAGGAGUGAAGGGAGGGAAAAACCAUAAUUGGAAUAUGCCAUAUGAAAAAAACGAUUUUCAAAAACAGGCUGUAAAGUUUAAAAAUCUAAUUAAAUGGUUAUUCUUUUCUGCCUAACGGCUAUGUGAUUUAUAACCUGUAAAAUUAAAAUUAUUAAGAAAGAAAGCUAAGCUAAAGGGCCGAGUGAAACACCUGCAGACAUGCCCAUGGCCCGAGCUGUUACUGCCAUGCUUCAUGUCAUCAUUUUGUACAGUGUCUUCCCGUUCCCUGAAGUCCAGCUCACACAGCUGUACUUGAGACUCUCGGGGGAGAGACUGAGGCAGAGCACCACAUCUGAGGGUUUAUGGACCACACUCUACCCAAAAGCUGCACUUUCUUUUAUUAACUAAAAAUCUUAAGGAAAAAUUUCUUCUGAGUGGUUUUUAAACAAUUUUGGGAGUGUUAGCUUCACACAAGACAAGAAGCAACGGAAUGAAACCUGAAAGCGGCAGUCUCACUAGCGUCUGCAGAGCGCCAUCCGGCUGACCCGUUUCAGACGGCAUUCUUUAACUAAGGACACAGAACCGCAUCUUCCAACACUGACAAAAAUUCAAAACUAAAUUAUAACUAUGACUAAAACAGAACAUGAAAAGAAAAGGCGGCCUUUUGUGAGCACCCAGAUAAUCCUCCUCCGUGCGGAGCAGCAUAGCAGCGGUCAGGGCUCAACUCCCUCGCUUCCCCGCCUCUCCUUUCUUGAGUCUCCCACAGCUCAGACUGAGAGCAGAACCUGGUAUUUAUCUUUAGCGCCGUCAGCAGUUCUCAGCCUCAUCUCGAAGGAACUCUUUAUUUGCUAUUUCCCUCUAACUUGUGGGCACUUCACGGGCAAUGCUCAGAUUGCAGAACCAGCCUCCCCCGUGUGGCUUCUUGGCACCAGACCCUGAAGACAUCGGGAGUCAGCUCACAGGGCAGCUUUUGUUAUUUGGUUCUCCACUCCACAGCAUAGCUCCUGAUUUGACCACGCACCACAAUUAAUCACUGGGAUCUUCUAGGAGAACAGAAGUUAAGAGUAACAUCAUGGCCUCAGCGGGUCUCCAGCUCCUUGCUUUCAUCCUGGCCUUAUCUGGGGUCUCUGGAGUACUCACUGCCACUAUGCUGCCCAACUGGAAGGUCAGUGCAGAGCCAGGCUCCAACAUCGUAACUGCUAUCGUGCAGGUGCACGGGCUAUGGAUGGACUGCACAUGGUACAGCACCGGGAUGUUCAGCUGUACCCUGAAAUACUCCAUCCUGUCUCUACCCGUCCACGUACAGACGGCCAGGGCCACCAUGGUGCUGGCCUGCGUUCUGUCUGCUUUGGGGAUCUGCACUUCUGUAGUGGGGAUGAAAUGCACUCACUUAGGUGGGGACACAUACACCAAGAGCCAGAUCUCCUUGGCUGGAGGAGUCUGCUUCGUGGUUGCAGGGAUCGCUGGCUUAAUCCCAACAGUGUGGUACACCAAGGAGAUCAUAGAAAACUUUCUAGACGUGACCAUUCCGAAAAGCCACAGAUAUGAACCCGGAGGAGCUGUCUACGUCGGGUUCAUCUCGGCGGUGCUACUACUUGUCUCUGGUAUUAUUUUCUGCACUUCUUAUAUAAAAAAGAACCCGAAACCACGGAUCUACCCCACCAGGCAGAAACAGGCCUCGACCUGGCAGCCAGAGAACAGGUUAGCAUAUAACCUGAAGGAUUACGUGUAAGAGCUGUGCUGUGGACGUGCAACGAAGCUCUGGGAGCCUGCUAAAACUUUGUUAGAACGAAGAAAACGAGACAAAAUACUCUUACGCUCAACUUUCUUUACAAAGAGGACAAAAUAUUAAAAAAAAUUAUGAGGUACUUUAAAAUGACAACAAACUACCAUAUACAAUUAUAUCUGUCUUGAAUUUAUUUUCCUAUUAUUGCAUUCAUGUUUUAUUUAGAAGUAUAUAAUUGAAAGAGGUCUGACUAUAUUAAUAAGGCGACGGGUGACAGAAUUAAUUUAUUUUUAAAGAUAUAUUUUAGAUUAGUUUUUUUGUAAUUAUUAAGUAUAAAAAGUACCUUCCCUUGGUGUUGAUCAAGGAUAUCUCCUGGUCUGCCCUCUGGUGGACAAUGCCUGAGUAGCCAGUUUCUGUUUUAAAGCCAUAGGAUGUGGAGGAGACUCCGGUACAGAGGACCAGAACUCAUGUACAUGUUGCCCAAGCCAUCAGCCCCAAGCCCCAGCUUCCAUCCUAAUUUAUCAUGUGUUAUGAUAUAAUGUAUGCAAACUAAAAUUAGAUACGAUUCAUGAGCUGGUAGAUGCUAAUGCAGCAUACGAAAGCCAAUAUAAGCACAAACUAAAAUAUGGCACUUUCUAAGUACAUAAUAAGACCGACUAAUAAGACCUCUGCUUGCUUUAAAUACCCAAGGGCUGCUCUCUCUUCUGCAUCUAGAAAAUAGAUUAAGUUCAUUUCCCCAAUUAUUUAUAUUUACCCUAUCCCAAUGAAUCUCACAGUUAGCACUAUCUGACUCAGCCACAGUUUUCCCCCAUACAAGGUACUGGAGAAGCCAGACGGCCUCCUGUGUGCUGGGGCUCAGAGACAUGCUCCACUAUGUUUGGCUCAGUCAUUUUUAAGCUGUACUUUUUUCCUCAAAUUUUAUUCAAGUUAACAAAUCACUGUCGUUAUCUUAUAAAUGAGCAUCUUCAGUUAAUAGAAGCAAAAUAACUUUUAAAGUACAAAGAAAGUUUUUAAAAUAUACAUUUAAAUUAUGACAUGCAACUAGGAUAUUCUAUCAAAAAUUUGGACUUCCCAUUGGUGCAAAGAACACUGUAGGUUUUCCAGUAAUUUGUUUGUUAAUUCAUUGCUCAUAAUACAACUUCUAAGAGAAAAAGGAUUGUGCAUUAUUAAUGACUUAGAAAGAGAAAAGAGCGUUUAUGCGAAUGAAUAAUUUAAACUCGUGUCAUCAGAAGAGAGACUAAAAUGUGUUAAUUCUAUUACUUAGUAGAUUUCAUGCUCUACUAGGACAGCUGCAGCUAAGUGUUAGAUCUUACAGACCGUUUCCUGCAAACUUUCUUCAGGGGAGCAAAUACAACAAGUCACACUCAUGAACUAACACAAACGCGUAAAG
Alexandromys fortis (reed vole) is the source of this 4928-nucleotide messenger RNA. It is a transcript of the gene Cldn20, whose product is annotated as claudin 20. Gene Ontology annotation, cellular component: plasma membrane; bicellular tight junction. Gene Ontology annotation, molecular function: structural molecule activity. NCBI's taxonomy places the organism in Eukaryota, Metazoa, Chordata, Mammalia, Rodentia, Cricetidae. Gene Ontology annotation, biological process: cell adhesion; bicellular tight junction assembly. The transcript has 2 exons. The record is from RefSeq and is a predicted model, not a curated record. Bases 2885 to 3544 code for a protein of 219 amino acids.